UGACGUAUGUAGUAUGCGACGCGUUUGUUGAUAACAAGCAAACAUGUCUCUGUUUCCAGCAUUUGCAGGGUCUACUUCUAGUAAUGAUAAUGCAACUCCUGUCAGAACAGAGUUGGAUUGGCUCAGCAACAAAAGCUUCUGCACCGAGGAUGCCUUGUCACUGCACCAACGCGCACUGCAGGCUGCACUCCCCUCUCAACCUGUGACCCCCAUAUCCAGGAGUCGGUCUCCAUCGGAGCUGUCUGCAGAUAGUCAGACUGAAUCAAAGGCAGGAGGAAAGAAGAAAAAGAAGAAAAAGAAAAAAAAAUCUAAGAAGAAAAAGAAGCCCGAUGAUGAUAUCAGUAGCAGUGACAAAGAAUCCACAGAUGGGACAAGGAAGUUUACAGAUGAGCGGCAGGACACUCCGAUAUCAGACACUGGCCGCUGGGUAUGGCUGGAUGAAGCUCAGUCUGUGACAGAGGAGACAUUCAGAAUUGAUAAGAAAGCUGACCCUGCGAAUUGGGAAUAUAAAUCGCUUUACCGAGGAGACAUAGCAAGUUACCGGCGUAGAGGAAAUUCCUGCCUAGGGAUUAAUCCCAGGAAGCAACAGAUUAUCUGGGAUAAUUCAUCUUCUAAAAAGGCAAAAGUGCACAAAAAAACUGAACGCUACUAUACCAAAAAUGCAGUGCGCAACUUCCAGUGCGAAGGGGAACAUGUUGGGUGCGUUAGGAAUAAUGCGUCCCCAGAAAUGGCAGCUUUUAUCCCUAUGGAACCCACAGGCCAGGCUGUUUCAACUAGCUCCAGUAUUCCUACCAGCUGGGUAAAUCCACUUGGUGUAUAUGAUGCCUCUACAGCUUUGUGGUUGGAAGGCAAAGGUGGUCUGAAAACUGAUGAACCUCAGCUGGCGCCUAGAGACACGGGUGUUCUCACGAAAAUCGAGGAUUAUAAUAAAAAGAUACGAGAAGCCCCUGGGGAUAUCCAGACAUGGAUGGAGUUUGUCUCUUUUCAGGAUGAACUAAUUAGACACCCGAGCAUGUAUUCCACUAGCGAGGGAGAGUUGGGUAGUCACCGCAUGUCAGUAAAGCUAAUUCUGGAGAAGAAGUUAUCCAUCCUAGAACGAGCAAUCGAGAGCAACCCAGGCAGUACGGAGCUAAAGCUUUCCAGGCUCAAACUGUGCGAGGAGUUUUGGGAAGCGGCAGCUCUGCAGAAGGAAUGGAAAAAGCUUGUUUUCCUGCACCCUAAUGACCCACAGCUCUGGCAGAAAUACCUUCUGUUCUCCCAAAGCCAGUUCAGCUCCUUCUCGGUAUCCAAGGUGAAUGGCAUCUAUGGAAAGUGCAUCAGCACCUUAGCUGCAGUGCAAGAUGGCUGCAUGCAUUCUCACCCAGCCUUGGCAGAAACGGAGCGCAGCAUGUACGAUGUGUUUAUCCAACAGUGCCAUUUCUUGCGGCAGGCAGGCCAUACGGAAAAAUCGGUGUCCUUGUUUCAGGCCCUUAUUGAUUUUACCUUUUACAAACCUGACACCGUGAAGAAUAUGAACACCAAGGAACAGAUUGAAUUUUAUGAGCCUUUCUGGGACAGCGGGGAACCUCGUUUUGGCGAAAAAGGUGCCAAAGGCUGGUGUGCUUGGAUGAAACAACAAGAACGAGGCGGUUGGAUCACAAUCCACAACCUGGGAGAAGAGGAUGACGACGAAGCGGAGGAGGAUUUGGAAAUAAAAGAUAAACAUUGUGCCAAAAAUAAGAUCUGGUUGGAUGUGGAAUGUUCAAGAGAAGCUAGGCAAUGGAUGCCGUGGCGACCUGACCCUGUCAAAAAGCAGACUGAGGAGGACUGUGAGGACCCCGAGAGACAGGUCCUCUUUGACGAUCUGGGCCCAUCCAUGUUUAAGAUCUCCAGCCCCAAACUGCAGUUCCAGCUCAUCCUGUCCUUCUUACAGUUCCUUGGGGUCCCCUGUGGGUCUCGCCUUCCAGCACCUACCCUUUACCUCUCUCUGGAUGAACCUUCCAUCUUUGACCAAUACCCAGUAUAUGAAAGGUUACUGACCUCAUUUGAACUUCCUCUUUCUGGAAUUUGUCCGGUUGGUCACUUGGACACCAUAAGUAGAGGGAGAUGGCUGGCUGACCAUGGUAAAGAAGGAGAAGGCUUCAUUCAAAAUGUCUUCCAGGCUUCACUUUCACUUUUCCAAGGAGAUGAGAAGAUGAGACUUUCAGUCUACUGGCUACAAUAUGAAAUUUCAAAGGUGGUUUUCUACCUUCAAGCACAGAAAAAGAAGAAGCUGAAAUCUCAGGGCAAACGCAGCAAACGUCUAGCUAAAGCCCUACUCAAGGAAGCCUCCAGCCGGACCAGCCUGUCCCUCUGGAAGGAGUAUGCAUUACUGGAAUGGCUAUUGGGCAACACAGAUGAUGCCAGGAAGGUGUUUGAUGCAGCCCUCAGCUUAGCGGGAAAUAGGGGGUUAAAGGACCAGGAGCUCUGCAGCUUAUGCCUGCUGUACGCAGAACUGGAAGGCUGCUUAGAAAAAGGUGCGGGAAGCCGGGCAAUUUACAUCCUCACAAGCCUUACAGAAAAUACGCAGUAUAUUCCUUAUACUGAACCAGUGCAAACUACUCGUGUUUUGAAAGCUCGCAAGGUGUAUGAACAUGCUUUGCAAGGCUGUGCAAGCGACCCAGCUGCCUCUGCUCUGCUCUGUAUAUCUGGCUGCUUCGCACUUUUCCAGUAUCUCACUGUGAGUCUUAAUGCUGCUAUUGCAGUGCUUGUGCAAGCUACAGACUCAUGCCCUAAUGCUUCACACAAGGAAACACAAGACUUCUACAGCGCUCGGCAAGCAAUCACAUUGAUGCACACUAAUUUGCUAAGGUACCAUACCAAGGUCAGUGUGUACCCCCUAGCCCCACUCAGAGACGCUCUCACAGCCUCCUUAAAGCUGUAUCCCACAAAUGUCUCUCUGUGGAAAACCUACAUUCAAACUGAGAACAAAUGCCACAAUGUCAGUAAGGCCAGGAGAUUUCUAGACAGCAUCAGGAGGACAACAGACGCUCUUGAGCCUCGUCUGUUUGCUAUUAAAGCAGAAGAAGACCGGAAGAAACUGAUGGACUCUGUACAGAGACUAGAUUUGGGAGCGAUACACUCAUUCAUCCCGGAGACUGGUUUAUCCAAUCGCAUCAAAGCCCUGUUUGAGCACGCCCUGCGCUCGGACUACGGCUCCAAAUGCCCCCUCCUUUGGCGCAUGUAUCUGCACUUCAUGGUAUCUUUGGGCCAUCUAGAGCGUGGCAGGGGGUUGUUUUACAAGGCAAUUCAGAACUGUCCAUGGGCGAAGGUGCUGUAUAUGGAUGCGGUGGAGUAUUUUCCAGAAAAGCUGCAGGAGAUUAUAGAUCUGAUGGCAGAGAAGGAGUUAAGAGUCAGAGUGCCAUUAGAAGAGCUGGAUCUGCUGUUGGAAGACUAACCAGAGUUCCACAUUUCCUGGUGGUACCAUCAUGGAGCAAA
This is a messenger RNA of Pelobates fuscus (common spadefoot toad), 3456 nucleotides long. It is a transcript of the gene NRDE2, whose product is annotated as NRDE-2, necessary for RNA interference, domain containing. Gene Ontology annotation, cellular component: catalytic step 2 spliceosome. Gene Ontology annotation, molecular function: protein binding. Lineage: Eukaryota; Metazoa; Chordata; Amphibia; Anura; Pelobatidae. The transcript is spliced from 14 exons. The record is from RefSeq and is a predicted model, not a curated record. The coding region runs from base 44 to 3415 and encodes 1123 amino acids. Gene Ontology annotation, biological process: negative regulation of RNA catabolic process; regulatory ncRNA-mediated heterochromatin formation; RNA processing.